Molecule: messenger RNA, 652 nt
Organism: Cokeromyces recurvatus
Lineage: Eukaryota; Fungi; Mucoromycota; Mucoromycetes; Mucorales; Mucoraceae
Product: cyclin-like protein
Exons: 3
Coding region: 32-589 (185 amino acids)
Biological process (GO): regulation of transcription by RNA polymerase II; regulation of cyclin-dependent protein serine/threonine kinase activity
Cellular component (GO): transcription factor TFIIK complex; nucleus
Molecular function (GO): cyclin-dependent protein serine/threonine kinase regulator activity
Source: RefSeq, a predicted model, not a curated record
UUUUUAUUUUAUUAUUAUUUUAAUUUAGAAUAUGACAGAUAAAAAGCCAAAUAUUUACGAAGAGUCUACUCAGUAUCAACAUUGGCGGUUUAGUCCAGCACAAUUAUGGGAAAUUAGAAACAAGAAUACAGAAAAUGCCAUUAAUCGUCUUAAAAAACAUAAUCAGUUGGAAACAACUAUGGAUAAUUCAGAUGCAAAUAAUAUAAAAGAAUAUCUUACAGCUGCUGAAGAACUAAAAUUGUGUCGUUUCUAUGAAAUGCAAUUGCAAAUUAUGAGCAAACACUGUAAAUUUAAUGACAUGGUGAUGGCAACAGCUGUUAUUUAUAUGAAACGUUUCUUUUUAUAUAAUUCGACUAUGGACUAUCAUCCAAAGGAUAUUUUUUUAACAUGUCUUUUUCUUGCUACGAAAUCAGAAAGUGAACGCAUUUCAAUUGAAAAUUUUGGUAAACAGCUAAGACUACCUUCAACAAAAAAUGUUCUUGGAUUAGAAUUUAUAGUAUCUCAAGGACUUAAGUUUCAAUAUUAUGUCCAUCAUCCAUAUAGACCUGCCUAUGGAUUCUUCUUAGAUAUGCAGGUAAUAUAUUCAUAAAGAUAUGAUAUAUUAAAAAAAAACUGAUUUUAUAUCCUAUAGACAGGUCCUAUAGACAUUAAA